Messenger RNA from Glycine soja, 2461 nucleotides. RefSeq names its product transcriptional adapter ADA2a-like. Gene Ontology annotation, molecular function: transcription coactivator activity; protein binding; zinc ion binding. Gene Ontology annotation, cellular component: nucleus. The record is from RefSeq and is a predicted model, not a curated record. The transcript is spliced from 13 exons. Gene Ontology annotation, biological process: chromatin remodeling; regulation of transcription by RNA polymerase II. Bases 459 to 2177 code for a protein of 572 amino acids. Lineage: Eukaryota; Viridiplantae; Streptophyta; Magnoliopsida; Fabales; Fabaceae.
AGAGGCAAUACUAACAAGAUGCAUCUACUUUUUGGUAGCCUAUCACUCAAGAACUCCACAGUUAAACGUGCUUGACUUGGAAUGGUUAUAGAAUGGGUGGCCUUGUGAGAAGUUUCCUAAAAAGCAUGCGAGUGAGAAUAAAGCACGUGAAAAAGUUUUGCGGGAAAAGUCAAUGAUGCUGAGAGCAGUCAAGCAGUAUCAGAGCUAAUUGUCAAGGUCUCGGAAAGGGCUACUUACAGAGGCUUCUGGCCCGUGGAGGGUUCUGACCAAUAAGGAUUUUGAGUGAAGUGUCACUGUGUAAAGUGUUGUAGUGUGAGAGUUGCCGAGAAGUUGACAAUCAAGGGCAUUAUACUGCACCCCGAGAAUUGAAGUAGGUGAUGUGAUACUUUCUAACACUAGCUACCAAUGACAAUUUACUGACAGUUUCAACAAUCUUAUGUCUUUCCAAUUCUGUGGGUAUGCCAAGAAAUCAGCAUAUUUCCUGGUUAGAUACUCUAGUCCUACACGGAGAAAAGCUUUUCCACAAUAAACGCUGCUCACAAAGAUCAAAGAGAAAAAGGGCUGCUCUGAAUGUAGAAAAUUCAGAAACUUUACCUACUGGCCAAGGAGUAACUAAUAGCAAGGUAUCUCCUUAUCACUGCAAUUAUUGUAACAAAGAUAUUUCGGGGAAGAUUCGCAUCAAGUGUGCUGUUUGUCAAGAUUUUGACCUCUGCAUAGAGUGCUUCUCUGUCGGUGCUGAGGUAACACCUCACAAAAGCAAUCAUCCUUAUCGGAUUAUGGAUAAUCUGUCUUUUCCACUUAUAUGUCCAGAUUGGAAUGCGGAUGAAGAGAUGUUACUUCUAGAGGGUAUUGAAAUGUAUGGAUUUGGGAAUUGGAAUGAAGUUGCAGAAUAUAUUGGAACAAAAAGCAAAUCUCAAUGUAUUGACCACUAUAAUGCUGUAUAUAUGAAUUCACCAUGUUUUCCUCUCCCUGAUUUGUCUCAUGUUAUGGGAAAGAGCAAAGAGGAACUCUUUGCCAUGAUGAAGGGGCAUGAAGCCAAGAAAGAAUUUUCUCUAACUACAGAGCUUACUCUGAAAGAAGAACCUCCCUUUGUUGAUGGAAUAAACUAUGAAGAAUCAAAGAAGGAAGAAAUCAAUGAUCAAACCAUGUCUAGGUUAACCUCAGCAUGUGGCAAAGCUUACUCAAGUACAGUUAAGAAGGCUUCCAGCGUGAUCCAAAAUAAUGAUGGAGUUAAGGUGGAAGUAGAGUCUCAUGCAGAUCGGAGCAUUGGAGAGAAGAAACUUAAAUUAUCAGGGGAAGAUAGGCCUUCUAUGACAAAUUUGAGUGGAUACAGUUUUAAGCGAGAGGAAUUUGAUGUUGAAUACGACAACGAUGCAGAGCAAGUGUUGGCUGAUAUGGAAUUUAAGGACACUGAUACUGAAGCUGAAUAUGAAAUGAAACUGCAGGUGCUCCAUAUCUACUCAAAAAGGUUAGAUGAACGGAAGCGCAGAAAGAAUUUUAUACUUGAAAGAGAUUUACUUUAUCCUGAUCCUUUUGAGAAAUCUCUCUUACCUGAAGAGCUUCAAAUAUGUCAGCGUUACAAGGUCUUCAUGCGGUUUCACUCAAAAAAAGAGCAUCAAGAUUUGCUAAAAAAUAUUAUUGAAGAACACAGGCUUGUCAAAAGAAUACAAGAUUUACAGGAAGCUCGAAUUGCGGGCUGUGUAACUGCUGCUGAUGCUUAUCGAUUUAUUGAACAAAAGAGGACAAAGGAAGCUGAACCAAGUGCCUGUAAAGAAAGUGGUCAGAUUGGAACAAGUGCUAAGACAUUACAGAGGCCAAAUUCUCUCAAAGGAGAAGUUGAUAGUAGCCCGCAGGGUCUUCAAAAGGGGACUGCAGCUUUAUUUGCUGGUGCCAAGGAUUCACCUCCUGCCAUACAAGUCUUCACAAGGUCGCUAGAAGAGUGGGAUAUUAGUGGAUUUGCAGGGGCUGAAUUACUAUCUGAAUCUGAGAAAAAGCUUUGUGAUGAGAUCAGAAUACUACCCUCACACUAUCUCAACAUGCUGCAGACCUUGUCAUUAGAGAUUUCAAAGGGCAGUGUGACCAAGAAAUCCGAUGCACAUGCACUGUUUAAGGUAGAGCCAAGCAAGGUUGAUAGAGUCUACGAUAUGCUUGUGACAAAAGGAGUUGUGCAAACAUAAUAAAAUGCUAUGCAAUGAUUACAAGGCCAUUUUUGUAAAAAAAAAAAAAAAAUCUUCUCCUUUUCCCCCAUUAAGAAAAAUAACUAGAUAAAGACCCAUGUGAUGUGGAGAAAAAUAAAUGAAUAUAUUAUAGUAUUAUUAAGAGUAUUUGUCUGUAGAUAACACGUCCAAUUUCAAGUCAUUUGUUCAUUAGUAAUCAUUUGUCCUGUUAUGUACCCUGCAAAAGAUCGACCAUCAUACUAAGAUAAAUACUUAUCUUAAUAAAAGCAACUAAAAUGUUUGGA